AUGGCAGCUAAUUCCGAGUACAGAUGGAAAGCUGGUAUGCAGACCUCCUCACAGCAACUCCAAGCAGCUGUAGGAGAAAUUUUAAACGUCCUUAAUCUUCCAAAAUUGAGCUCCUUUGGACCAAACGCCCCACCAGUAGUGAAGGAUGGAUCUCCUAUGCCACAACGUCUGGUGCCGUUUGACUCUGCCACUGCUUCUCAGAUGGAACAGAGGACAUCACCGCAAGAGACGAUCGAAGUUACGCCGAGGACAAUGCCCAUGACCAGAGAAAAUUCCAUCGAGCCCGAAACUUCGCAAGAAGAUACAUUGAUUGGAGCCCCAAUGGGAACACUCUAUGAAGUGACAAAGCUUCGGCACCUACGCAACCCUGAAGCAAAUGACUCUUUUCGCUCGCCACUCGAGACGGAUUUUAUAUCAAGAGGGGAUAUUGACAUACAAGAUGCCCUAGACCUGUUUGGUGUAUUCAACCGGUCAUUGAAUCACUAUCUCUGGGGUGGGAUUGCCCUUGUCCAUUCAAACUUAGAAUCAGUUCGGAAGUCUUCAUCCUUACUUCUGGCGGCAAUUUUGGGUGUAACUGCACUCCACAUUCCUGGAAAAGCAGUCAUCUUUGACAUUUGUUAUGCUGAAUUCACCUCCCUCGUUUCAAACUCGAUGCUGAAUCGCUCACAUUGUUUUGAUACUGUCAGAGGUCUAUGUAUAGGAGCAUUUUGGAUAAGUGACUUGUCUUGUCAGUUCCCCCUUAUCUGCUUCAAAUCAAACUUGCAAGAAUUAUGAAAAAAGAGCUAAUCCCAAAGUCAGGGAAACUAUCUGGCCAUGCAGUGCGCAUAGGAACGGAACUCAACCUUCAUAGGAGUUACUACAAAGCUCGUAAAACUAACGGUCCCGAACAUAUGGACGCAGCUCGUCUGUGGUACCUUCUAUAUGUUUGUGACCACCAUUUCAGUAUCGCAUUUGGAAGACCACCUGUUAUACAUGAGGAUCAAGCUAUUGCUAAUCAUGAAAAUUUUCUGAAGUUGCCUGGAACGGCACAACCGGAUCUAAGACUACUCAGUCAAGUGGCUCUUUUCAUUAUCCUCACGAAGAUGUACAAUACCUUUGGGCCUGAUAUUGAUCACAUACUAGAAGAGUAUGACCUUGCUUUAUUAAGAGGAUUCAAUAUGGAUCUUGAUGGCUGGCGAAUGAGGUGGGAGUCACAAUUAGGUACACAAGCAACCUUUCCCACAUCUCAAACAGGCUUAAUAAUUUUUCAAUAGACCCAAACCCAUUUAUUUCGACAUACCCCUCGAAGGGUGUUGCUUUGCAUUAUCAUUUCAGCAAACUUCAAUUAAAUUCUCUUUCGCUCCGUGGAUUUAAAGAACUUCCUCCAACAGAGCUCUCUCCCUCACGUCGUGAAUACGCCAAUCUCGCUAUUUCGAGCGCCAUCUCCAUCCUCCAGCUCGUCAUUACCCAGCAAGAUAUAAGAGAAGGCCUAGUUGGAGUUCCACUCUAUCUUCAAACCAUGAUUACCUACGCUGCCGUAUUCCUUCACAAGGUACAAAGGAAAUGGAAGUCGCUUCAUCUAGUGUCCGAUGCCACAGUAGCCAGAGAGCUCAUUCAACAGACUAUUGAUAUAUUAAAGCGAGUUCGAGCUAGUGAGCGACACCUGGCAUAUCAAAUCGCCAAUGGGCUGGCGAAAAUGCUUGAUCGAGCCAAGAUAGAGGAUCAGUCUUCAUCCAGCAAUCCAGCAACUGGGAUCCCAGGCUAUGAAGCAAGUGACAUCGCCCCAUUCUCUGUGUAUGGAGAUUCGAUGGAUUUGUUUGACGAGCAUUAUUUCCCACUGGGAUUUUUUGAUGUAACCUCAAUCACAGGGGCUGGACCGCACAUGAAUCAAGACGACCGUAUCAUUAUGUGA
Molecule: messenger RNA, 1891 nt
Organism: Hymenoscyphus albidus
Lineage: Eukaryota; Fungi; Ascomycota; Leotiomycetes; Helotiales; Helotiaceae
Source: the annotation of a GenBank genome assembly